AUGGGCCUUAGCAAGUUUUUGUUCCUCUCCAAAUGUGUCCCCUUGGACCCUUUGUUACCCUUCCGAUAUUUAAAUGUUAUUGAAGAUCCUUUAGUGGGUUGUAGUCAGUUGGGUGGGGACCAACCACAUUCAGUAAUAGUCAGCAUCUUCAGUACUCAUCUAGCACUGUUUGGUAUCUCCCCAAAGCUUCCAAAUACCUUUCUUGGACUCUAG
Molecule: messenger RNA, 213 nt
Organism: Heterobasidion irregulare TC 32-1
Lineage: Eukaryota; Fungi; Basidiomycota; Agaricomycetes; Russulales; Bondarzewiaceae
Exons: 1
Coding region: 1-213 (70 amino acids)
Source: RefSeq, a predicted model, not a curated record